UAUAUACACAUAAACAUGUUCCAUUCCAUUCUAUUCCGUCUCAUCAUCGAAGCAGCACACAACACUUCUCGCAUUAUGAAAACCCAACACCCUCUCUUCUCUCUUUUCUCUCUCCUUACCCUUCUCUCACCUCUCAUCCUCCUCCGCCCAACUGCCGCAGCCGCUUCCUCCGCCCCCGCUUCCAACAGCACAGACUUCAUCCGCUCGAGCUGCGGCGCAACCCUCUACCCGGAACUCUGCUACAACUCCCUCGCCGGCUACGCCAGCGCCGUCCAGGAAGACCCGGCCCGGCUCGCCCGUGUCGCCAUCGCGGUCAGCCUCACCAGGGUCCGGUCCGCCUCCCGGUACCUCCUCAACGCCUCCCGCCGCGCCGACUACGGCCCCGACCCCCGCGCCGCCGCCGCCGCGCACGACUGCGUCUCCGUGUUCGGCGACGCCGACGACCAGAUCCGCGGCUCGCUCAGGCAGAUGCGCCGGCUCGGCUCAGGGGGCGAGUCGCUGCAGUUCCAGAUGAGCAACGUGCAGACGUGGAUGAGCGCCGCGCUGACCAACGAGGAGACGUGCACGGACGGGUUCGAGGAUGUGGGCGAUGGCGACAUGAAGACGGACGUUACGGAGCGGGUGGUGAAGGUGAAGGAGGUCACGAGCAAUGCGCUGGCGCUGGUGAAUAGCUACGCUUCCAAGGUAACGACGCCGUGACCGACGUCGUUAUGGGUAAAAUUGAUUAGGACGUUAAUUACGUCGUUAUGUGCAAAGGGUAUAUUAUAGGAUUAUAGUAAUCAUCACUAAUCAAAAAGAAAAAGAAAAAGAAAAAGAAAAAGAAAAAAGAUAGGAGUACUUAUGUUAGGUGAGUAGUGGGCUUGUUUAAUUUCUUUUAGGCUUGUGAGUGUGUUAUUACCCCUUGAUUGGAAAGAAAUUAAGAAGGUUUGUUUAGUCCUUUUGUCAGAAAA
This is a messenger RNA of Rhododendron vialii, 950 nucleotides long. Its product is annotated as 21 kDa protein-like. Gene Ontology annotation, biological process: negative regulation of catalytic activity. Gene Ontology annotation, molecular function: enzyme inhibitor activity. The record is from RefSeq and is a predicted model, not a curated record. The coding region runs from base 16 to 699 and encodes 227 amino acids. The transcript has a single exon. Lineage: Eukaryota; Viridiplantae; Streptophyta; Magnoliopsida; Ericales; Ericaceae.